GGCAACCGAGCCUAUUCCUUGAAUGUGGAUUCAUUGUCAUUUCUGUGUAUUGUCACAUGACUGGUCUUGGUGAGUGCGGAGGUGCCGGAUGGACGAUGGUUAUGAAAAUAGAUGGGCGCAAGAGAACUUUCCAUUAUGAUUCCAAGUAUUGGAGCGACAAAAAUUCCUUCAACUUACCAGGAGGAAAAACUGGGUUUGACUCGCAAGAGACCAAGUUACCGACAUACUGGAAUACACCUUUCUCCAAGAUCUGUUUUGGUAUGAAGGUUGACCAACAGCUCAACUUUAUUGUCAUUAACAGAGAGGCUGAAUCUUUGUUCUCACUGCUUGCUGAUGGAAAAUACCGCAAUACCUCAUUGGGUCGGGACACAUGGAAGACGCUGAUAGGCUCGCAGGCUUCCUUACAGCUUCACUGCAACAUGGAUGGCUUCAAUUGUGAUGGUGUAAAGACUAAAACAAAGAUUGGGAUCGUUUCUAACGAGUAUUUGAAUGCCUGCGAUCAAUGUGAUUCAAGAAUUGGUUUUGGUGGCGCAGGAGUAUAUGACGAUAAUAACUCAUGUGGUAACGUUGCUGUUUGGAACCCUGACAAUGGUGACAAAUACAUUAAAGCCAUGGGAUACAUUUUUGUUCAGUAG
This is a messenger RNA of Pocillopora verrucosa, 635 nucleotides long. The record is from RefSeq and is a predicted model, not a curated record. NCBI's taxonomy places the organism in Eukaryota, Metazoa, Cnidaria, Anthozoa, Scleractinia, Pocilloporidae.